This is a messenger RNA of Spirometra erinaceieuropaei, 13180 nucleotides long. Lineage: Eukaryota; Metazoa; Platyhelminthes; Cestoda; Diphyllobothriidea; Diphyllobothriidae. The record is from the annotation of a GenBank genome assembly.
AUGGCAAACCAAUGGUCGGUCUACAGCGAUCGUUUCUCAACUCCUAAGGUAUGCAAGGGUACAUUUAGCCGAAACUCCACUACUGCUGUCGCUCUUCAGCCGUUUAAGCCUAGGUCAAGGUUGAUUAACCAUGGCUCGGUCUGCAGCCGUCGCAUCUCAACCGUUGGAGACUAUGAUAAUCUAAGUGAGGCAACAUGGGCACUGCAGAUCAGAUAAAAUUGAGGUCGGAUGAAACAACAAAUAUGUAGGGCCAUAACCUACUCAAAUAGGUAUAGCAGGUAUUAUUUCUAGGCAACGGAUAUGUGGGUGCCCUCUCCCGAUUGUUACCCCCUAUGGUUCAGGAAUAGUAGUGUAGGCAGAUGAUUGUCUUUUCGCACAAACAUGGAUGCAAACCCUCAUCAGAUCAUCGAGGAAUUUUCACAAAACCGAAUUUGUUGUGGUCUACUGUCUAGGAAAACCCUUAAUAGGUCAGUAGACAAGGUGUUUGGAUCUGACCCCAGAUCUUGAUAGAAACCAAACCCCAGCGUCGCACAACCUCAGACGUAUUUCUGAACGGACAGGAGAGAAUGUCAUUUCUCUAUCAUUUCCCUUUAUAGUAAAAAAGACCAUUUCCUGUACCGAAGUCAGACCCAUACACAAAGAAAGUCUUGCCACGUGUUUGGUUCGUGCUACUCUAGUAAGGUCAGAUCCUAACAGUAAACAUCCACUGUCGACGGCUGGGAUGUUUGGACAACGCUCUUGCCGGCGAGCACCCAAAGCUAAUUCACAAAACCGGCGCCAGUAUCCAGCACGAUAACGCAAGACCACUUUCGGCCCGGCAGACCCCGGAAAAGAUCCGAGACCAAGGUCGGGAAUGUUUGCCCCGUCUGUCCUAUUAACCUGAUUGUACGCCAACUAAUUAUGCUUUGUUCGAUUAAUGCAGCCGAAAGUCUUUAGAAAUAUCGCUGAUGUCAAAACAGAGCUCUUGGAUUUCUCUGCACCAAAACAAAGAGGGUAUUGAGAUCUUAGAUUGCAAUGAAAAGCAGUGAUUGCGACGGUAGCGAUUAUACCAUUGAUUUACAAAUAAAACGCAUAUUGGUAGACACUUUCCGUGUCUUGAAGAAGGAGACACGAUCGCCCGGACAAGAGUUUUAUUAGCCUGACGUUUCGGAUUCCUACUCGAAACAAACAAACAAAAAGGGCAUAACUCAGCGGUGUCCCUAAUAUUUGACUGGAUCGGAUGGCCUUCGCUUCGUUCACUUCAUAUCCUAUUGUGCCCAGGUUUGAGUGGUACCUUAUGCUGUUUCUAACGUUUCGCUUCCACAUACUUGACGGUUCAUGACCCUCAUGGUGUUUAUUGUCUGCUUGCACUUUAUACUUUUAUCUCCUAGCGCGUUGCAUGUGCUCGAAACUAAGAACGUAACAACUACUCGCGCAUAAAUAGGGGGCAAUUCUCCCCGUUGCGAGCACUCAAAUAUAAAUGUGUGCGCACUGAAAUAACUUACUAAUUUUGACUGUUUUAUUAAUUAAAAGGCGUGUAGUUUCGAGUUAGGCACAUUACUUGACUCAUUAUGAGCCUCCAGGGGUCUAUGGUUUUUAAACCUCCCAUGUACUAUAUCGUCUGGGGUUUCGUGUGUUCUAAAACAAGAAAGUAGCAACUAUUCACGGGCGUGAAGUGUGAACUUUCUAGCGUUGGAGGAGUCAGAGCAAUUAAAUAUCAAUGGGCGAGUUUUGCCUCGGUUAAGCAUAUAAUUUCCCUCCGAGUUCGAAACAAAUAGCUCAAGCACCAUUACGAAGACGGUUUUCACAAAUCCUACAAGCAAUUAGUUGCUAUUACGCUCCAAAAAAUGGAAGGAGAAUUCGGGUACGUUGCUGGAGAAGCACACUUGAAGAGGUUUUAGUAAGUGAGCUUGGUAGCAUUCCUCAGGUCGGCGCAUCGGUCAGCAGACGAAAUGUCAUUGGUCCGAACGCUGUAAGAAGGGCGAUGGAGGUUGUCUAGAAAAAAACCUUUCACUUCGUAGGCCUUUCGUCACCGCAUUUCCCCUUGGAGUAGUCUAACACAUUUUAAUGGUAGCAGCGGAACGCGCUCUGUGUCAAAAAGAUGGGGCCUUAGACUUAAUCCACAAGUUGUUACUAAAAUUACUAGGCUUACGAUUGAUUUGGUUUUUAGCAGGCUGUUGUGCUUAUAGGGGUUACAUGGUACCAUAUUGGAAGAAAAUUUGCUAGCUCAAAACCCAGUCAGAUGUGUCGUCGAUACUCCUCCGCGGCAUUGCACAGUUGAAAGUGGUUCGGCUAAUCAGUGGGCUCACCAGCAUUCCCCGUGUGCUCCCUGGUAGAUAAUCGAGUUUGCAAAUUGUCGUUUUUUAAUUUUGUUUGUUUGUGAAAACCGGAAUUGGAUAUGAAUAUUGGGAGCGAAUUUCAUUGCCUACAGCUGGACAACCGCGUAAUAUCCUCUAGGGAGCCAACAGGCAGCUACAAGCAUAGACUAGGCUUACAGGGUACCAUAUUAUUAGAAUGAGGACUAGCUAAAGGCCCAGACACGUGUUUCAUCAAUGUUCUGCCGCUGUGUGGAACAGCUGCAAAGGAUUCGACUCAUAAGUGGGUCCUCUAGCAUUACUCGUGGACUCUUCCUUAGAAAUACUAAUUUAGAAAUUGUGCGCAUGGAACGAGCCCUUAUGCGCUGCGGCUCCACGGGUCUUCAUGCGUCAGAUAAACAGGCCGCAUUCACUAUAUUUAUGCCACGAAUUGGUGUGCUCAAUCCUUCGGCUAGUUGAAAGUGUCUAACUGACAGCAGCGUGACCAUCAUGAAAGUCUGACUUUUGACAAAGUAAGAAGUACAUUACAAAUGCUCGCAUUUUAUUCCGGUCGAAUUUGCUGUGGCGCCAGUCAGUACGCUUCGCGUGGGAUAGAGGUCAGUCAGCUUAACACUCAGAAAAAGCCUGUUGUAUUUUAAGUUAAAGAAUUAGUUUAAGCAAGAGUGUACGAGACCUUUUCUAAACGGAAAAGAUGUGUUCGAUCACACAGCAGUGACAAAAAAUCUUAACGUGUAGUCACAAAUGUGAUGAACAACUGAUGCUGCAUAUGUCUUAUAGUGACAGUUUGCUUGUCGUACCUGACGUUAUCCACCAUGUGCUUCUGAGCGAGGUUAGUGCUGGCACGGUGUCUUAUAUGUAAAUUAAUUUAAAGUGAGAGUAGACUUGCGCAGAGUCUACCGCAAGCACUCCACUUCACUUGGGCCCGGUGUCAAGACAGAGUCAAGAGAACCUGAGACCGAAGCGGACACAGGUGGCUGGCGCGACCAGACCCGCUCCUAAGCGCACCACUACACCCCUUGGUCCACAACAGACGCCUGACCAGGACUUUGACCAACAAUAAAAUAAACGGGUCAGAAAGAGGAGAAUGACUUGUCAACCUUGCUCACGACCCGUAUACCCAGUGGGAGCUCAAUAGCAUCUACCGGCUGGGAACCAUGUGUCAAAGAUGAGUUAAUGAACACAGACUGCGAGGGCUAUAGUUAGCUAAAUCAUAGCAUAGCAGGCACAUGCAAUCCGUAAGAUCUUUUUUUCUUGUAAAAGAGUAUGAAUACGCGAACACUUUAUUUUACCUUAAUAAUUCUUAAGUAGAAAAUAUGCGUUCGACCUUACAGUGGUAACAAAAAGAUAACAAGAGGUCACAAAUGUGAUGGACAACUAGUGCGCCGUAUGUCUUAUAAAAGCGUGUGGCAACGCAAACUAGAUGUAUUUUGGGUUAAUAAUUCCAAAAGUACCAAUAACAAAAUCGAACCUUUUGAUUAAGCCGAUUUGGCAUUGGAUUUUACACUGAAUCUCUUUUAUUUCUUGAAAUUGACUUGGAAUUCGCCGUCGUUGGCCACCUAUUGUAACAUUUGCUUAAGAGUGAUUGAACAGUCAAAUUAAAAUAUGUAAAGGGGACAGGAAUCAGGAAACAAGGGGCAAACGUCCACAAUGUGGUACAUUCUUAUAUCAGCUGGAUAGUGACUAAUAUGAAGUAAGGUCGUUGUGGUUUGGAAUUUUUUUUAUUCCUGCGGCAUUGUAGACGCCACUGUAGCUUCGAGUUCAGUUUUACAAACCUACUUAAUUAAUCUUUUGGGAACGAAAACGCAUUUCGGAAUUCCCAGUAACAUUUCGUGAGUUAGCAUACCUACAGUACUUAUGAGAUACAGCAGGCUCGUAUAUAUGCGAUUUUUCUGUUUCUUGAUUAUAAAAAUAAUUAUUGUGCUGGCGAUAUAGCUGAAAAUACAUGAUUGUAUAUAGACGAAACAUUUAAGGGGAUCUAGCGUGUUUCCCUGAAAUAGGCCAGUAAAAAUGGCAGAGGUUAAACUUUCGCUCCCAUCCUGAAUAAUCUGAUGGACAAUGUGCGAAUAUCAAAAAGAGGUUGGUGUUUUCCAUGCUUUAAUGGUUUCCAUAUAAGAAUUUAGUAGAAAAAUCUGUCAAAAAUUGUUUAAAUCAAAUAACAUUGCAUAUUCGUUUUUGCAGAUUUCCUAAAACUAAACUCUAAGAAUGUGAGAAAAUGGAACUGAGCAGCAAAUGGAAGCUGGGCGAUAGUAAUUAAUUAGCAUUUGGGCAAUAACCAAAGAUCUGAAAUGAGAAUCGGGAUACAUUUCAUGCGCUUCGAUUUACAUAAAGGGAUUGUAUCCGUUCAUUAUGAUUACUCUUUCGAGGCAUUCCUUAGAGCUGUUUAGCAAUUUCAUAUCAAAAACUGAUUUAUUUGAAGGCGUUUGCUGCUAAUUAAUCGAGAAGAAAGAAUUUAAUGAAUUGUUUUAACGCUGGUUAUUGAGAUCCCGACUUUUCAAAUUAUUUCUUAUGCUCUGAAAGCUCUAGACUCUCUUUUGUACCAUUCUAACGGACAGUGCUUUGCGGCUCGUUCGUUUCUGCCUCAUUAGUUCAUUUAGGCAUUGACCUUCGGUGGGUAGACAUGUUUCUAAUAGGUAAUCGCAUAAGCGAUGAUUGCUUUACCUUUUUAAAACCCUCUACCGAGGCAGCUGCUAUGUUCAUCAGUCUGUGUGUAGAUCACUUUUCUAUAAGGGUAUCUCGGUCGCCAUGUAAUAGGGAGUAUAAGACCUAGUUACCUUUGUGAGCCCCAGUCUAACGAACUGAUAUACAUGGCUAUCCAUUUAGUCUUUAUCGGAUCCUUGGAGAGUAUGUGUCUGGUUCCAUUUUUUGCGCUAUUUGUACGUCUCUGAAGAUCAAAACCAUUGCCGCCGUGUGAUCGAAUUUAAAGAUUUUGUUGCCAGAAAACGUCUGCGUGUGCCAAGGUGCAUAAAUGAGCAAAACUUGUGAUGUGUUCUUUUCUCAUGCGACUUUAUUAGUAAUAUGUGUUCAUUUACGGUGUUUAUAGGUAAAAAGAUUUGUCAUUUCUUGCUGGAGGAGAAUUAAAGUUGGUCCGCUUAUUUUCACAGCAGCUCAAGUUACUGUCCACUAUUUUAGGUUCGAUCGUUACUUAUGUUUUCUCCUAGUCAGUGACCAAUAGUUAUAUCAUUUUUUGUAGUCGGUUGAAGACUGGAGGCAGUCAACAAGUAAACUUAUUUGAGUGCUGUCUGUACCGAAGCCGAUUAGAAUAAGCGAGCAACCCACAUAUAUAAACUAUUCUUAGUGUUACAAGCAAGCAGGGCUUCCGGCGAUACUGCGACAUAUACUUGUAUGUAACUUAUGUUUAACUCCAAACCAGGUCGAUCAUUCAAACCUUCCAAUGCGCAUAUAAAACGGCGACAAUUUACUGACUCACAACUCUCGUCCUCGCACUGUCUGUUUUAGCCACCAGAUUACAUCCACCUUGCCGUCUCGCGCCCUUGAAAUUCAUGUCCGGCAGUGGUGGUAAUGGAAACCAGGGUGACUGCAUUAUACACUGCCUUUAACUACAGCUUGGAUAAUGUUACUUACUAGGAAAAUAAAGAAGACGUGAAGCGUGUUCAUGUUCACCGUGUCCUUAAAUCGUAAUUUCAGAAACGUCUCUCAAUGCCUAAUCUCAGAACGUCAUCCUGUUGCUAACGCGACCGAUUUAAAGCUCGUAAAUACUUACUGUUGUAAUCACACGGUGGCCGAUACGGAAAAUUUUAUUAAGACAGACACACAGCGGCUUGACAUGUGCACUACUAAAAGGUAAUUUCGUUCUUGCAGGCCCGACAGCAUCUGUUUGCUGUAAGAAACGCCAACCGGAACAGCCCUGUGACUCAGAAACUGUAUUAAAAUGAAUAGAAAACUGCUGUUUGUGGUAAAUAAAUACGUGCAAUUUCUCCUUCCUCAUUCUUCUUCUUCUUCUUCUUCUUCUCCUCCUCCUCCUCAUUCUUCUUCUCUUCCUCCCCCGCCUCCUCCAGAAAAAGUAAAUGUCUCCUGGACGGUUUUAUGCGUAAAAACUCCACUUUUUAUGCGCGCGAGAUUUGGUUGCCUCCGCCGAAGCCUGCUGUCGGGUUCUAGAUUGAAUGCCCAGAAAAUCCUGUAUGGGCUUCCAGCUUACAGUGCAUGACCGAUCUCAUGAACUGUUGGCCAAAAUUCUGAAAUUCGUUUUCGAUUAAGAAGGAUUACUUAGGUGGGGUUGCGAGGUUGAUUAUCCCGCGGCAUGAUCCUAUGGUAUUGUGGGUUCGGUGGGAUGUCGGCUUUUGAAUGCCCUUCUCUUCAAUCUCCUGUUAAAACUGUACUUGGCAAAAAAUGACUAUUCAAGUAGCAUGCAUUAUUCACACUGACUUUUGAUGGAUUUAUAAAUUCAAAUAUAUUUUGUAAAAAACAUAAACAAAAAUAUUCCUUCUUUCACUCUUUUGCUAGAGAAUCACGUCAAAUUCAUAUGUUAUGGUCGAAGAAAGAGUAUAAUUGGGUUUUUAAAAAGUUUCUAAUUAUGACAUUUUGAAGACGGUGCAAUGUCUAUUCACACAGCAUCGCACCUAACCGUUAACCACUGGUACUCAUGAAAUGAACAACAUAGUUCGCAUACACUGCACAAUUUUUGAACUGGAUAUAGUAUCAUUUGAGAGACAUGGAAGCAUAUGUGAUUUUCUCCACGUGGAACGCAUGCACCAUGAAAUAACUAAACGCUAGUGCAAUGACUGAGUAGGCUUCAAAUUAUUCGGAAACUAGAAAACAUUUUUAAAAAGUAAUUGCACUCCUUCGAUUAUAAAAUGUAAAGCGACGAGAUUCUCUAUUAAACGACCGAAAGCAAGCGUAUUGUUGUUCGUGGUCUCUGCAAAAUAUAUUUGAAUUUGCGAGACCACCGAAAAUCGAUGUGAAAAAUGCAUGCUAUUUAAGCAGUCAUUUUUUACCGAGUACGUGUUCUACAGAGAUUAAACGGCAGCCCAUUCAAAAGCUGAUAUUCUACCAAGUCCGAAAUGCUAUGGCGUUAGGCCUAAAGGUAAUCAGUACUAGAACCGCGCCUAAGCGAUCCUUCCUAAACGAAAACGCAUUUCAGAAUUUAAGCCAAUAUUUCUUGAGAUCGGUCACACACUGUGAGAUUCCAGUCGCCAGCUCGGAGAACAUGCAUUUGUGUUAUGCUCAGGAUUAAUUAGACGAUUAUCUGCAUUUAAGUGCCUGCGACAGGACCAGGACGCUUUGAAAAUGGUAAAUUGUACAUUUUUCGGAAAUCAGCAAUCCUGUACUCUCCACCUUGAUGAACUGAAGAACGUCUUACGCCUGUUUCCAUUGGCUAUUCGCGUGCGCAUAAAAAGGGCGUAGGCCGAACACACGAACGCACCCACGUAUUCCGUAUCGGCUUUGGGGCACCAUCAACUAAUGUUAUUUCUAUCGGAAGUAAUCAGACAUUGCUGUUCGACAGGUGUUUCAAGGAUGACCAAGCGCAAGGUGAUUGUACUAUACGCAUUCUCAGCAAUGACAAUCCUAGUUCUACUAUUUAAUAUGGAAGAAGUAGGUUAAUGUUUAAAGAUACAUGGUACAGGAUUGGUUUAUCAGCAGUCCAAGCCUGUCCGGAUUAUUAAUACCUGAAGUGAAAAGCAUUUACAGACAUCAUCUACAGGCACUUUCUUCAUCCAUAGUUUGCUCCCGUCAGGAACCCUACGACCUCACUUUCUGUUUUUCAACUAGUAAGGACGCUAAUACGGUGAGCAUUGAGAGGAUCUGUCGUCUGGAAUACGAAUUGUUCAAUUCUAGCGGAAACAAAUGCAUUUCCUACGAUAUGCUGCAAAUCAUGCCGGACAACAUUUUGGCCACGGCUCGUCGUCCAGCUAUAUACUCGAUCUACCCACAGGAUGUGCCUCUGAAAAUCAUUGUGCAAGCGGUUAAGAACCACAGCCCAGUUCCAGUGGUACAUACUCUAUUGUGUAUAAUUUAAUACAGUUGUUCUAUUUACGGCGUUUAUCGACUAGUUCUCGGGAUUUGCAUGCCUCGUCUGGCUCUGGAUUUUAAUCCCGAGCCCCGGCGAGGAGUAUCGACAGAGACAGUAGAGAAUGGGAUAGCCAUCAUUGGCCCCUUGGUCAUCGCUAGACCGUCAUGCCUAUUGCCAAGUAUUGAGGACUUGAGGACCGAGUCCGGACUCUUUACUUACAUAUAUAUAUAUUUGAAAAAGGAGACCCGACAAUGAUAAGAAAGAUUUGGAUGACGAUUUCCGACGUAUUACUUGUCGUCAAACAGGCGUACAGCAGCUUCAGGUAUAAAUGACUUGAAAAUUGAGCAUAUUUCCUAAAAAAGUUGAUAAGCUUCACUCUCCCAACGACUUGUAUGCACAUACGCAGUAGGUGUAUUUGCUUAUGAAAUUCUAACCGAAAUUUUCAAUAUAGUGUGUAUUCGAAAAGGCGGGGUUGUAAUAUUACUUACCGCGCAGCAUACUCUCACGAUAUUGAGUUAGCUUUCGGACGAACCCUUUUCCAGCCGUCAGCAUAAACUACUCUCUGUGGCAAAUGAUUUCUUAAUGAGCACUGCUUUUCCCCGUUAAUAUUCGAUGUGUUUAUAAAUUUAAGUUUAUUUUUUCGAAAACAGACGUAUCCACUCUUGCACGUAAUUUACAGAAAAUUACUUCUUCUUCAGACUUUCUGUCUGAGAUAAGCAUGUCUUUCGCUUUUGAAAAUUUUCUACUCAUGAGAGUUUCAUGACCUCAAGAUACCUAUCCAUAAGGCAUUUUAUUUAUGCAUUAAUUAAUACUUCUUAUAAAGUAACAAGUUUAUAAGCCUUGUUUGACGCUUUCAAGUAGUAUACAAGGAUGUAGGAUCACUUGAGAUUCAAACCCGGAUCAAGCGCGGAUUGACCACGCUCCGUAUCCUGAUCGGUGAGCGUCAGUCUGUCAAAAGUGAUAUUUCCUAUCACAACCGAGAGGAUAACAGGAACCGUGGCUCAAUGGUAGAGCGUUAGACUCCAUGACCAAAGAUCCCGGGUUCGAAUCUCAAGUUAUCCACACUUGGGGUUGGGUAUGACUGGCUGAUGACGGCUAAUAAGCCAGAAAUGGCCUUUCCGGUCUCCUUGUCUUAGUCGGCACCAUCUGAUAUAUAUAUAUAUAUAUAUAUAUAUAUACAGUGCGUGACCUAUCUCAUGAAAUGUUGGCCAAAAUUCUAAAAUCCGUUUUCGAUUAGGAAGGAUUACUUGGUCGCGGUUGUGAUACUGAUUAUCAUAAGGCAUACUCUUAUAACAUUUUGGAUUCGGCUAGAUGUUGGCUUUAAAAUGCACUAUUUUUCAAUCUCCUGUGGAAGGCGUGCUCGGUAAAAAAUAACUACUUAAUUAGCAUGCAUUUUUCCCAUUGAUUUUCGAUGGUCUUGGAAAUUCAAAACAUUUCAUAGAAACCAUAAAUAAAAAUAUGCUUUCUUUUAGUCAAUCAAUAGAGAAUCACGUCUUCUUUAUAUUUUAUUUUUAAGGAAGGAGCAUAAUAAGGUUUUAAACAAGUUUUCUAAUUGCCGAAAAAUUUAAAGCCCGAUCAUUCGCUGCAUUAGCGCUUAGUGAUUACACUCUACAAGAUGCAUUCGUUCCGCGUAAAGAAAAUCCCAUAUUUUUCUAUGUCAUUAAAAAGAUAUCAUACAGGGUCCAUAAAAUUUUGCAAUGGAUGCGGACCAUGUUGUGCAUUUCAUGAGGAGCAGUGGUAAACGGCCAGGUACGAUGCUACGUGAAUGGACAUAUCGCGGUCUUAAAAAGUCUUAUAAUUAGAAACUUUUUUAAAACCUAAUUAUACUCCUUUCUUAAGUAUAAAAUAUAAAGAAGACGUGAUUCUCUAUUGAUUGACUAAAAGAAAACACAUUUUUGUUUGUGGUUUCUAUAAAAUAUAUUUGAAUUUUCAAGACCAUCGAAAAUCAAUGGGAAAAAUGUAUGCUUAUUAAGUAGUCAUUUUUACCGAGCACUCUUUCUACAGGAGAUUGAAAAGAAAUGCAUCUUAAAGCCGACAUCCUGUCGAGUCUAAAAUGUUAUAAGAGUAUGCCUUAAGAUAAUCAUUAUUGCAACCGCGACCAAGUAAUCCUUCCUAAUCGAAAACGCAUUUCAGAACUUCAGGCAACAUUUCAUGAGAUAGGUCGCGCACUGUAUAUAUACAUAUAUAUCAAUCAGGAAUGGGCGCACACCGAUCUAUUGGCUUCACAAAGCAAACAAGCUCCGUAUGUGUGGCAAAGGUCACGAACAGGCAACCAAUUACCAGGCCGAAGUCGGCCAAGUCAUAAUAGCAGCGAGGAGGGACGACAGAGAAUGCGGGUAGAUUGAUACAGCACUGUUUCGGGCUUAUUCUGCCUUCAUUCAGCCAAUCAUAACCCUGACCACCAGCAGCCGAUAGGCCGAUCUCAGGAAAUGUGGGCUGAAAUUCUGAAAUGCGUUUUCGAUAAGGAAGGAUUGCGGAGGCGCGGUUGAAAUAGUAAUCAUCUUGCGACAAAAUCCUAUCAUACUUCGAACUCGGUAGGAUGUCAGCUUUUGUAUGCACUUCUUUUUAAUCUCGUGUAGAAACCGUACUCGGUAAAAAAUGACUGCUUAUGUAGCAUGCAUUUUCUACAGUUGAUUUCCGAUGUUCUUGUAAAUUCAAAUGUAUUUUAUUUAAAAAAAUGAAAAUAAAUACGCUUUCUUUCAGUCGUUUUAUGGAACAUGACGUCGUCUUCAGGUUUUAUACUCGAAAAAGGGUAUAAUUAGGUUUUAAAAACGUUUCUAAUAAUGAGAUUCUUUAAGACUGUGCAAUUUCAAUUAAUACAGCAUCGCAUCUGUCCGUUUACCACUACUCCUCAUGAAAUGUACAACGUGAUCCUCAUCCAUUUUAAAAUUUUAUGGACUCAAUGUGGCAUCUUAUUCAAGGCACAGAUGAAUACAGGAUUUUCUUUACGUGGAACGCAUGUGCCUUGUAGACUGAAAUCACUAGGCGCUAAUGCAACGGCUGAUCAGUCGCCAAAUUAUUUGGGAAUUAGAGAACCUUGUAAAAACCUAAUUAUACUUCUUCUGCUGCUUCAAGUGUAAAAUAUCAAGAUGACGUAAUUCAUUAUCAAAUGAGCAAAAGAAAGCAUUUUUUGUCUAUGUCUUUUUUGAAGUAAAUUUUGCAUUUAUAAAACCAUCGAAAAUCAACGCGAAAAAUGCAUGCUACGUAAGCACUCAUUUUUUACUAAGUUCGGUUUCUACAGGCGAUUGAAAAGAAGUGUAUACAAAAGCUGACAUCCUUCCAAAUUCGAGAUAUUAUUGGAUUAUGCCUCAAGAUAAUAUGUAUUAAAACCCCACCUUGGUAAUCCUUCUCAAUCGGAAACGCAUUUCGGAAUUUCGACUAACAUUUCGUGAGAUCGGCCACUCACUGUAUACAUUGUUUUUAGAAAACAUUAGUUGAAAGUAUAAUUUUUCUGAUUGUUUCUAAAUAUGUAAUUCAGAAUACACGCGUUCGAAAAUAAAUGCGUCAUGCAUUAUAGUCCGGAUUUUCCCUUUCGCGUUACCUUUUUACGGUAUUGCCAGCUCAAGCAUAUUUGUGAUAAGCAGAAAUCCUUUCGAAAAUAAACAAAAAGCUGGUUUCCCAUAUAUUCAUUGGUCAACUUAAUGCUUUUCCAUUCGGUUACUUUUGCGAGUGUUAUUCAAGUUUUGAAAACGUGUGAACCCUGCGUAGCUCCAAAAUAUAGAAUUUAUUCACAAAUAAAAUGUGUGCGGGCGGAAUGGCGGAUUUCUACCUUGAGUCAAUUACCAUUAUAAUUCAGGUGACAUUUGAUUACAUUUCAUUUGAAUCGAUCUUGCUAAAUAACGCAGGUUCCACUUGACAGGUCCGCAUCCAAUUAACUAAACUUAAGCUCAACACACUUUUAAACGGGCUGUGUUCAGCUUCUGAUAUUGAGAUAAUAUGAAUGAAAAAGACACCUCCUUUUAAUCCGGCAAACAUAAUCACAUAUCACAAUAAUAAUUCCCAUCAUGCAUGCAAAGCUGUUCAUUUCCACACAGCAACCAACACUUUAUUAAAUCUACAAACAUAUUAUUAGCAGCUCACCAACGCUUAACUUUAGAUCCCCAUCAAUAAUCCCAAACUUGUGCUGAUACGCACCAGUCGGUCUGUCUGCCACUACACUGGCAAUCGAAUUCGCGCACGCUACGAAUUAAUCAUCAUUGUCAAAAGCUCACCGGCCAAUGGGGCACGCCGAUCUCAACUGCGUCGAUUAAUCAAUCGUCAAACGGUCCAUCUGCGCAGGCCCGUUGCACUCCUCUUCAGUCUUGGCCUCCCGCCUGACAGCGCCAAUCGAUCCCUGUUGCUGGAUGCCAUCAGCUUUGAGGCCGCCCGCUUCGAUGACAUUCUCCUGGCCGACUUCACAGACACAUACUACAAUCUGACCCUGAAGACCCUGCUGAACCUCCGAUAUGCUCAUUUGGUCUGUCAGGGAGCCUCUCCGCUCUUCGCCUUCAUGGAUGAUGAUCAUGGCCUCAAUCUGUCAGCCAUCCUCGCCUAUUUCCACACAUUUGAUAAGGAGCACAGAGGGCAGCUACGACAAUCUGUCUUCGGUCACAUUUACGACCACCCACUGGUUAUCCGUCAAGCGGGGAACAGGUGGGCCGUAACGCGAAGGGAAAUGCCAUUUUAUAUGUAUCCAGAGUUCGCCGCUGGUGCAUGCUACUUUAUUGGCGCUGAGGCGGUGGAGUCUCUGUCCAUAGCGACAGCCUUCACCAAACGCUUCUCCUUGGAGGAUGCAUAUGUGGGUUUGGUAGCGGCGAAGAUGGGGAUCAAAAUGCACAAAUUACCAGGUGUAGAACAUCACGGUCCUGAGGAAGGUCUGGAACCGGCGCAAAGUCCGAUGGUAGCGUCCUUGGAGUACUUCGAGAAGCAUAUGCCCUAG